This is a messenger RNA of Saprolegnia parasitica CBS 223.65, 1829 nucleotides long. RefSeq lists its product as hypothetical. Bases 30 to 1745 code for a protein of 571 amino acids. Lineage: Eukaryota; Oomycota; Saprolegniomycetes; Saprolegniales; Saprolegniaceae. The record is from RefSeq and is a predicted model, not a curated record. The transcript has 9 exons.
GUCGGCAAGGAGAGCAGGAUCCCGGCAACAUGCUGCAAGCGAUGCGACGAAGCUCCCGAGUCCAAGCCAGGGUCGAGGCUUCUGCCGACGAGCCGCCGAGCCGAGAGGCGUCGCCCAGCCCCGAGCGCAAGCCGGCCAUUCGCGCUAAGGCGGCGCCGCAGCACCCGCGGAAGGCGGCCUUGAAGAAGCCCAAGCAGACCAAGCAGGUCGCGGACGAUGGCAGCGAAGACUCGGACGUGGACAUUCUGCGCCAGCUCAAGGACACGCGGCCCAUCAAGAAGCGCGUGACCAAGCGCAAGGAAGCGUCGAGUGGCAUCAAGCUCCUCGACAGCCUCGACGCGCUCCUCGCGGCCGACAGCGCCGAAGUCGAGAAGAAGAAGGGGCACACGCGCAAGCUGCAAAAGAUCAUGCAAGAGAGAGACGAGAUGAAGGAGCACGAACCCGCCGAGACCGAGCAGUUUGGCUACGUCUUUGAGCCGAUGACCGAGCCGAUCCCGCUGCCCCGUUUCCAGAGCGUCAAAACGGACGACGCGGACCUGGCUCUUCUCUACGACGCAAUCGCCAAGGUCGCAGACGACGUCGAAGAGCUCGGUUCGCUCCUCCACUCCAAAAUCCUGCUGCUCUAUCUGCAUGAAAAAUGCGGGCUCGUCGAAGCGCCGGUGCCAAUCACCGCGUAUCUCUUCGCCCUUGUGGGUGGCCACCCGAACGACCACAUUGUCCGCGGCGCCUUUCUCAACCUCUUCCUCCUCCUGACGCCGGCCACGGGCGACGUCGUCCAGUUUACCAGCGGCCUGCCGUCGGCGCUCCUCGCGCUGCACGCACCGCUGCCGAUCGGUAUGGCAGCCAAGUGCUUGGAACUCAACCAUUUCCUCGCGACCUUCCGGCUCUAUGGCUUCCACGAGACGAAGCGUGGACUCAGCAACGUCCAGCGUGCAUCGACGCGCGAGACAGCGACGGCCGAUGCCGCGCUGCCGUUCCCGUCGCUCAACAUGGAGUACACGGUCAUGGUCUUCAUCCUUGCGCUGCGCACGGAGAGCAUCAAGCUGCCCGACUACGACACGUUUUGCGCCGUCGUUUUCUUUCUCCGGCUGCAGUUCGAGACGACGAUCCGCCCGCAGCUGCUCGAGCUCACGUCGUACGCAUUGGAAGCGCUUCUGGAUCAGUUUACACCGCGCGAGUGGCGGCGCGACUAUGCGCGCAAGCUCAUCAUGAAGAUCGCAAGCGGCAGCGAAGGCUUCUUCAAGUCGGCGGCGGGCUGGCUCACGAUCGCCCGGCGCCUGCCCCGCACGGACCGUGGCACGCAGCUCACGACCGGCCUGGCUGUCUACGUCCUGCAGCACCGCAUUGACCAAGAGAGCGCGGCCAACGAAGAGCCGCUUGAGUUUCCCGUGGGCUACCACAUUGUGAUUGACAUCGUCGCGUCGCUCGUCGACUCGCUCACGCAGACGUAUGCGAAUAACAACGUACAUGUGACCGCACCGCCCUACGAAAUGAUUUGCACCAAGAUUGGGCUCAUGGACCUCGCACUCCAAGCCUACUUGAACGACGCCAAGACCCAAGACAUUUCCCUGCUUUUAAGCAAGCUCGACUUGCUCGCGGACGCCAACAAGGCGAUGCAGUGUGAAGAAUGGCACCAGCUCAAGACACUCGUGAGCUUGAUGCACCGCAAGUAUGCGCCCGAGCACCUCCGCGUCGGUCGCUCCGAGCCCCCGAAAGCGAAGAAGCCCCUCGUCUUUGAUGAGUAGUAGAUUCGACACUACAUGCACGUCUGCAUGGAAGGCUCGCUAGCACAAGUUGUAGAUUGCUCGCAUCAUAAUGUGCUUUUUAUU